UGAGAUUGGAUUGGAGUGGCCCUCCGUUUUUUGAACAUUUGAAUAUACUGUGGGGCAUAUGGGGGGUUGGUGUAAGUCGCCCAUGUUCUAUUUAAACACUUGCUUGCUGAUGCUUGUAGGCGACACGUUGGUUCUCUCGUCCUCUCCCUCUAGUUUGUUCAUCGUUCCCAGACCAGUCCUCCAUGGCGCCCCCUACAGCUUUCUCCUCUCUAGUUGGUUUCGGCUGCCUGCUGUGCUCGCACGUCUGGUUCCAAAGGAGGGCGACGGCUGUUAGAACCCGUUGUUUGGUCAAGCGCCAACGUAGGAAUGUGUCAGCGGCGGCCAGCGUGUCGCUCUCCAAGGUCGUGGUGACUGGGUUUGGGUGCGAGCUGGUUGGGGAACACGACCCGUUGGUCAACACUGGCGGCUCGGUGCAUGCGCCCUGCUCUCAUGACGGGGACGCUGCCUCCAGCACGUACGAUGGAUUUGCUGCCAUUGAACAAGAUUCGGGUGAGGCGAGCAGCUCUUGAUUGAAUGCUCGCAUUUAGUAAUGGAGUGCGCGAACCGAGGAAAGCUCAAUAAACAUAUGCUAGCAAUAUGACUGUUUACAUACGUGUGUGUGGUGUUUUAGUUCGUUCGUGUGUUUAUUUGGCACUCAAUGUAUUUAUCUUCUCGUUUGGAAUAAAGAAUAUGUCGAUGUUAUGCUUAA
Messenger RNA from Triticum aestivum (bread wheat), 688 nucleotides. RefSeq lists its product as uncharacterized. The record is from RefSeq and is a predicted model, not a curated record. Lineage: Eukaryota; Viridiplantae; Streptophyta; Magnoliopsida; Poales; Poaceae. The coding region runs from base 183 to 509 and encodes 108 amino acids. The transcript is spliced from 2 exons.